GAACCCUUCUUUGUGACGUAAUUGCACCCGCCACUUGAAUGCUUGGCGCCGUCUUAAUUGCAGCUCGGCACAUUCCAUCGCGAAAGGUUUUGGUGGAGCAUAGCGAACAUGGACGCCGUCGUCUGUCGAAAGUCGGUGCGCAGAGACCUGUUCGGCGCCGCGGUCCGCGAGCGAAUGGAGCGAGAGUUGGAAACCAAGCUCGUCCAAAGUAUCCAGGAGGACACCCUGCGCUGGAAUUUCAGCUUCCAGACUGAGACGCCGCUGUCCGGCAGCCUGCUGUGGGAGAAAGAGCGCGUGGAGCGCACCGCAGCCUUUUACCACGAAUCCUCGGUGGGCAGCAGCAUGUCCCCUUCUGCCGAGCUGGUGUGUGAGGAGACUUUGGAGCACAGCCCCUCUGCUAACAAGCGUCCUGCUGAAGUCACCCCUGGCCUGACAAAGAAGGCGCUGACAAACUCUGCAAUCAAGAUCGCACGCAAAUAGUAUAAUACAGCAGAUGUGUUGGUCUCAAACAAACGCGUUCCAGUGAAGUUAUCCUAAAAUGGGAUCCAUCUACAUCUGGACAUUGAUUGACAAUUACUAAAAUAUCUGCACUUAAAAAAAAAAAAUUAAAAAAAAGUCUGAAUACUGACAUAAUUUAUUAAACAUGCUUUGUUACAAAGACAAUAUAAAAUGUGUAUAUAUAAUUAACAGUUCUUUAUUAAAAGAUUUUGUUCCCAGUUAUCAAAUCUG
Messenger RNA from Syngnathoides biaculeatus (alligator pipefish), 729 nucleotides. RefSeq names its product cyclin-dependent kinase inhibitor 1C-like. Gene Ontology annotation, biological process: regulation of cell cycle. NCBI's taxonomy places the organism in Eukaryota, Metazoa, Chordata, Actinopteri, Syngnathiformes, Syngnathidae. The transcript is spliced from 3 exons. Gene Ontology annotation, molecular function: cyclin-dependent protein serine/threonine kinase inhibitor activity. Bases 109 to 480 code for a protein of 123 amino acids. The record is from RefSeq and is a predicted model, not a curated record. Gene Ontology annotation, cellular component: nucleus.